CUUGGUAAACCUUUUUUUCAGAGCUGGUACAGAGAUAAAUUUUCAACUCAGGCCCCGCUGGAAGUAAGGCAUUAGCCACCCACAGUCUUGUGCCUGCCUUUGGCUGCCAGGAGGGGACCAAGAACAAGUUCCCAAGCUAAGAAGCAGGCUCCCCAGCCUUCACCUUGUGGGUCCAGCUCAAGAGAGCAAGCGGCAUGCAGCACCCCCUGGCUGGCCCAUUGUCUUCUGACCUGCUGUUGACCACUCCCAGGAGGCCCUGACGCCCUGGGGCACUUUUGCUCUGCACAGGACCACUUUGGGGUUUGCCAUGGUGACAUAAAGGAGUGCAGAGGAAGGAAGGAGCAAGACCAGCCUGUUGACUGUGCCCCUGGCUGGGAGAAAAGGCCAGGGGCCCGGAUCCUUCUCUCCACUGCUCUUUGAACGUCUUACUUCCUAAGUCUCCGAAUUUCUCAGUCAGUGGACAACGCUUGGGCUUCCUGUGUGAGGCCUUGAGGGGGCCAGGCCAGGCUGGGCCUCUGCUGGUUGAGAUCUUGGGGGCCAGGAUGCCUGCUCUGGCGUGCCUCCGGAGACUGUGUCGGCACAUGUCCCCACAGGCUGUCCUUUUUCUGCUGUUUGUCUUCUGCCUGUUCAGUGUCUUUGUCUCUGCCUACUACUUGUAUGGUUGGAACCGGGGCCUUGAGCCCUCAGCAGACGCCUCUGAGUCCGACUGUGGGGACCCACCACCUGUGGCUCCCAGCCGUCUCCUGCCGAUCAAGCCUGUGCAGGCGGUUGCCCCUUCCCGGACGGACCCACUGGUGCUGGUAUUUGUGGAGAGCCUCUAUUCACAGCUGGGCCAGGAGGUGGUGGCAAUCCUGGAAUCCAGCCGCUUCAAGUACCGAACAGAGAUUGCACCAGGAAAGGGGGACAUGCCCACACUCACUGACAAGGGCCGUGGCCGCUUUGCCCUCAUCAUCUAUGAGAACAUCCUCAAGUAUGUCAACCUGGAUGCCUGGAACCGGGAGCUGCUGGACAAGUACUGUGUGGCCUAUGGCGUGGGCAUCAUUGGCUUCUUCAAGGCCAAUGAGAACAGCUUGCUAAGUGCACAACUCAAAGGCUUCCCUCUUUUCCUGCAUUCGAACUUGGGCCUAAAGGACUGCAGCAUCAAUCCCAAGUCCCCGCUGCUCUAUGUGACACGGCCCAGCGAAGUGGAGAAAGGCGUGCUGCCCGGUGAGGAUUGGACUGUGUUCCAGUCCAACCACUCUACUUAUGAACCAGUACUGCUGGCCAAGACGCGCUCCUCCGAGUCCAUCCCACACCUGGGCGCAGAUGCUGGCUUACAUGCCGCCCUGCAUGCGACUGUGGUUCAGGACCUGGGCCUCCAUGACGGCAUCCAACGUGUGCUGUUUGGCAACAACCUUAACUUUUGGCUGCAUAAGCUUGUCUUUGUGGAUGCUGUGGCCUUCCUCACAGGGAAGCGCCUCUCACUGCCUUUGGACCGAUACAUCCUGGUGGAUAUCGAUGAUAUUUUUGUGGGCAAGGAGGGCACACGCAUGAAGGUGGAGGAUGUGAAGGCCCUGUUUGAUACACAGAAUGAACUUCGUACACACAUCCCAAACUUCACCUUCAACCUGGGCUACUCAGGGAAAUUCUUCCACACAGGCACCGAUGCCGAGGAUGCUGGGGAUGAUCUUCUGCUGUCCUACGUGAAAGAGUUCUGGUGGUUCCCCCACAUGUGGAGCCACAUGCAGCCCCACCUUUUCCACAACCAGUCUGUGCUGGCUGAGCAGAUGGCCCUGAACAAGAAGUUCGCUGUCGAGCACGGCAUUCCCACAGACAUGGGGUACGCAGUGGCACCCCACCACUCCGGUGUGUACCCUGUGCAUGUGCAGCUGUACGAGGCUUGGAAGCAGGUGUGGAACAUCCGUGUGACCAGCACAGAGGAGUACCCCCAUCUGAAGCCCGCCCGCUACCGCCGUGGCUUCAUCCACAAUGGCAUCAUGGUCCUCCCUCGGCAGACCUGUGGCCUCUUCACACACACCAUUUUCUACAACGAAUACCCUGGAGGCUCCAGUGAGCUGGACAAGAUCAUCAAUGGGGGCGAACUCUUCCUCACUGUGCUCCUCAAUCCUAUCAGCAUCUUCAUGACGCACUUGUCCAACUAUGGAAAUGACCGCCUUGGGCUGUACACCUUCAAGCACCUGGUGCGCUUUCUGCACUCCUGGACCAACCUGAGGCUGCAGACGCUGCCUCCUGUGCAGCUGGCCCAGAAGUACUUCCAGAUCUUCUCUGAGGAGAAGGACCCACUCUGGCAGGAUCCCUGUGAGGACAAACGCCACAAAGACAUCUGGUCUAAGGAGAAGACAUGUGAUCGCUUUCCAAAGCUUCUCAUCAUUGGCCCCCAGAAAACAGGUACCACGGCCCUCUACCUGUUCCUGGGCAUGCACCCGGACCUCAGCAGCAACUACCCCAGCUCCGAAACCUUUGAGGAGAUCCAGUUUUUUAAUGGCCACAACUAUCACAAAGGCAUCGACUGGUACAUGGAGUUCUUCCCUAUUCCCUCCAACACCACCUCUGACUUCUACUUUGAGAAAAGUGCCAACUACUUUGAUUCAGAAGUGGCACCACGGCGGGCAGCUACCCUGUUGCCCAAGGCCAAGAUCCUUACCAUCCUCAUCAAUCCAGCUGACCGAGCUUACUCCUGGUACCAGCACCAGCGAGCCCACGAUGACCCAGUGGCCCUAAAGUACACCUUUCAUGAGGUGAUCACAGCUGGCCCUGAUGCAUCCGCAAAGCUGCGUGCCCUCCAGAACCGUUGCCUGGUCCCUGGCUGGUAUGCUACGCAUAUUGAACGCUGGCUCAGCGCCUUCCAUGCCAACCAGAUCCUGGUCUUGGAUGGCAAAUUGCUGAGAACAGAACCUGCCAAAGUGAUGGACACAGUGCAGAAAUUCCUCGGGGUGACCAGCACCAUUGACUACCACAAAACCUUGGCGUUUGACCCAAAGAAAGGAUUUUGGUGCCAACUGCUUGAAGGAGGAAAAACCAAGUGUCUGGGCAAAAGCAAGGGACGGAAAUACCCAGAGAUGGACUUGGAUUCCCGAGCCUUCCUAAAGGAUUACUACCGGGACCACAACAUCGAGCUCUCUAAGCUGCUGUAUAAGAUGGGCCAGACAUUGCCCACCUGGCUGCGUGAGGACCUCCAGAAUACCAGGUAGCCUCGGCCACCACAGCCAGACAGAACGCUUGUGUUAGCAGGGAUGUCCUGCCUCACACUGAGCCAGACUGACCUGCCGAGAAGGGCGCUGGGCCCGGCCAGCCAAAAGCAAUGAGCAAUACCCUGCUAAGGCCCAUUGGGGCCAGAAGCCCAGGCAGGUCUGCAGCGUCUCCGAGCAUCUACUGCUGAAUGUGUGGCCUAUGGGAUCUCUCUGGUACCGGAGGUCCAUUCCGUUUGCAGCUGCCCUGCCUGGGGAGACCACUUCCUAUUGGUGGAAGGUCAUUUCCUGGUAGGAGGGGUCCUGGAGACUCUCUCCUGUCCCUCACUGUGUUCUGUCAUCCCUGCCCUUUCCUUGGUCACACCGCCCCCUGCUCCAGCAGGUUGUCUCCUCAGUAUUAGCUGCCAUAUUUCCCUGUCCUCCAGGCAGUAAGGGAGAAUAAUGCAGCUGGGCCUUCCACCCAACUAGGGAGAAAGACUGGGCAUGCCCUUGAGGGUUUUGAGCCAGUCUCUGCCAGGGUUUAGCUGGGCGCCCAGAUGCACUCAUUGGAUUGGAUGUGAGGGUGGCCAUCUUGAGAGGACAUAUGACAUCUAUAUUUGAGUUAAGAUUACCGCAUCUCUUCUUCCCUUUAGGGGAGAGACUCUCUGGUCCCUGUAGUGUCCACCUAGUGCACUUGGUCUCUUAUAGGCCCUGGGCCACUGCCAUGCCACUGGGCCUAGAGACGUGGGCCUUAGCCCCGCCCUGUUCACCUGGGUGUGACUGUGGUGUUUCCUGUGGUAAAGGCUGAGGCGAGUCAGGAGUCUGCUCCCGUGUUCGUGCUCCCGUGUAUAUACAUCGUUUUACAGUCACUGCCUCGGCCCGGCAGACAACCUGUGGCCGAGGGUCCCCAGAGACCCCCUAACCUCCCAAAUACUAAGAAGCUAAAGUAUUUUAAUAUUUUGUGUUUUUUUUUCUUGGUGCCAGAGUUUAUACCCUGGGUGCUGGGGUCGCACUGUGUUUUAUAUAUAUAUAUAUAUAUAUAAAAUGUGUAUAUAUAUAUUAUAUUUUUUUUGGUUGGGUUUGUUUUUAAUUAAGUCAUAUACAAUGGUGGCAAGCCCUGGUCUCAAGGGUGUCAUAUCUUACGCUAGAGAAUGAGUUGGAAGGGAAGCAGAUGUCUCUGUAAGAGUCUAGGCCUCAGGAAGACGACCAGCAGGGUCCUUCUUCCCUCUGCCACAGAGGGAAUAGAGAUGGUAAGGUGGAAAGGAAGACCAACUCUCUCCAGGAAGUCUGGGUUUACAAGCCUAGUGGCUCUGGGGUGUUUGGGCCACAGGGAAAAGCUGGGCUGGGGUGGGAGACCUGAGGCCCUGAGCUGUCCUCCCCCCUCACAUGGUGCUAGGUUGGGGGCUGCCUUGGAGGGGGGUGCCCACAAAGACCCACAGAAUUGUCUCUAGACCCUGCAGACACAGGGUCUCUGACUGUUUUCUGUUUGGGUUCUGUGUCUGUCCCCCUUUAACAAUGUGAAGUCACUGAGGUUGGGUUCCCUUUCCCUGUCCCCCACCCCCAACUGCCAGUUCAGUGUCCAUCAGGCGUCCGGGACAUUCUGGCAUCCUGGACUUGAAGGGGUUCUGAGAUGGGCACUAAGUGGGUACAGGAAUGGGAGAGGUGGCCUUGGUCAAUGUCACAGAGCUGUUGGAAGCAGCAGCAAGAGCUAAAUGCAGGCCCCUGAUUCUGAGCCCAGUGCUCUUCCAGAACCACACUGCCUCCAGGCCCACCUGUGCUCCCUGUCACAGCUGUGGUCAUUCCAGGACAUGGGGACAAACCACUCUUUCCCAGCCAGGUGCCUUUGAGCCUGCCCCUUCCAGGACCUGCACACUGCUUUCCUGUUGUGUUCUCUUGCCUCCAGAGUUCAUCCGUCCUGGUGACAGGGCUGUCUGCAUUCUGCACUAGUCGGUACUUGAGCUCCCCACUGCUUUGCAGAGUGUUGCACGCUCGGGGGGACCUGCUGGCGUGGUUUUGGUGUGUAAAGCAUGGCACAUCACGUUUCUCCUUGGGGUCUUGGGGCCUGUGGGUCCCUUCAAUACACAGUACCUGAGGACAGGAUUGGGUAUGCUCAGACACCCUGCCAGCAAGCUGGAACCAGACUCCGAGUUGGGUCAAAGUGUGUGCCGUUAGCCCAACUCUCCACCCGUCAGUGAGGGUGGCUCUUGUAUACUGAAGGUUACUCUCUGUUUGAGACCCUGUGAGAGCGGAGGUAGGGUGGUUGGAGUGGCCCUCGUACAACGUGCAGCUCUGUUAGCCUCUGCCUCUGGCUUCAGGUGAAAACAGGCAGGUUGGAGACUGGCAGACAGAGGAGAUGCUCUCUGUGGUCUGUUCCCUUCUAAGACCCUGGAGACUGCCAUCUGUCUUAAGUCUGUAGAUUAUUGCUGCUACUGUGUCCCUUCUUGCUACUGGACCGAGACUCCGCCCCAGCUUGCAGAUACUGGGUCUUGGAAAGUAGAUAAGUUUGUCCUAGGAUCUCUCAACUAGAAUGACUGGAAGCAUUUGGAAAAUCAAAAAAAAAAAAAAAAAGUUUGAGGAAAUUCACUUCAGUUGUUCAGGCCAUUCCCCCACCCCCUCUCUAGUCUCUGCCACUCUGCCAGCAGCCUUUGCCUUAUGGGUGCAGAUCACCUACAGCUGCCUCAGUCAUUCCAGGUUCUAGCGCUUUCUAUGGGGCAGGCACCUCUGAGAGCAUGGUGUUAAAAUAGACCUUUUCAAACCCUGAUGUGUGAGCAGUGGGCGCGUCUGAGUCUGCUGACUUCAGUGGAGGAAAACUGGCCUGUCUUACCCUGGAGCCCACGGACAUGUCGGGAAGAGCCAGUUCAGAACCGUCUUAACCAGUGUUGGGUUCUGAGUGCCAGCCACCCUUCAUCUGGACUGAAGGAGGUUAGCAUUUGCCAGUUUGUUUUCUUUCUCUGUACAUUUAUGUAUUUUCAAAGUGCGUUGCAGAGACUGUUUAUCCCUGUUGUUGCCCUAAGAGGUAAGGGCCUUCUGUCAGAUCAGCCAGUGCCACAGCCGAGAUAGUAGUCCUAUCCUCACUAACAACUGCUGUCUAGUCUGUACCCAAAGGUCCCCUACCCCACCCCUCAGCAAUUAUACCUGGUUUUAGAUUGGAUCCAGUCAGGGCAAGAACAUUGUAUUUUAUUAAAAAGUUUCUUUGAAUUCUAAAAAGGUUUCCCUCUACUUAUCUGAUUUUUUUUUUUUAUGUUUGAUUUUUGUUUGUUUGAGACAAGGUCUCAUUAUAUAGUCUUGGCUAGCCUGGAAUUUGCUGUGUAGAACAGGCUAGCCCUGGAACUCAUAGAGAUCCACUUGACUCUCAAGAACUGAGAUUAAAUGUGUGCACUUACCAGGCCCAGUCCAAAAUGGUAUUUUGUUUGCUUUAUUGAGACAGGGUCUUACUAUGUAGCUCUGGCUGUCCUGGAAAUUACUAUAUGAACCAGCCUGGUUUCGAACUCAGAGAUCCACCUACCUGCCUCUGCCUCCCAAUUGCUGGGAUUAAAGGUGUGGGCCACCACUCCCAGCCUUCAAAAGGUAUUAUUUUUUUAAGGCCAGAGGGUCUGUUGUCACAUAGAAGCCCCACAUUCCAGAUCCACUUGUUUCCUCCUCAUCCCUUAGCCCACACGUUUUCAAGGGUAGCUUUGCUGUUUGUGCUAAUGGCUAAUGUGGCAUUUCUCUCCUGCCAAGGUGUGCCUUCUCCCACCACCAUCUGCAGGAAGGGCCAGACCAGCUUGGAGGAGGGGAAAGGGCUCUCUGAUGAGGCAGCAUCACAUUGGGGGCGGUCUGAGGGCACUGCGGGGUGGGGCGGCCUGUGGAUCUGCCCCAGGGAGGCCAGAAUGAGUGUAUACAGCUUGGAGGAGCUAGGCUGCCCCAUGCCAAACACAGCAUCCUUGUUUCUUCGUCUCUUUCCUUCUCUGCCUUUGUUUUGGUGUCCCUGCUUCUGUUCUGUGGUUCAGGGAUCUUCAGUUUCUAGAUGGUCCAUGUGCACUGGAGCAGAAAUACGACCUCAGGCUAUGACAGGAAGGGCUAGAUGGAAAAAGGCCUCCUCUAGGUGCGGUGUGAGAGGAGCAGCGGGUACAGCGGGUGGUCAUGUGACAGUCUUCCUCCCCAGGCCGCAGCAGGGAUGUUCACAUGCCCGUGCUAGAGUCAGCUGCACUUCGUGUGAAAAGAGGUUAGCCGAUUGCUCCUUACCCCUCCCCCCCAGGCCUCCCGUGCAGUGCUGGGUUGAGGUUGUCUGGCUCUUGGCUUGAUGCCCUUGCCGGCUCUGAGCAGGCCGGGCAAUGACCGUGCGUGUCCACUCGGCUGAGGUCCAACAGGAAGGUCAGGGGACUCUUCCCCACAGUGUUUCUGCCUAAGAAGUUCAUUUCUCCCUCUUCUCUCCCUGGCCCGGAGGAGGCUAUCAGAGGAAAGGGUUUUCUAUGACUGAGCUAGCUUUUCUUACGGGCAAGAGGGCUCUUUUUGUAAUUCAUGCAUGAAAUUCAUGUUAUUUCCUGGGGAGAGAAGAGGGCCAACUGAGUGGGGUGGGGGGCACGUUUGGGAAGCAGGCAGAGGGUUCCUUCCCUGUAGGGGUGGGAAGGGGUUGCAGAGGGCAUGCUACGCAUCUCACCUGAAGAGGGCUCUUGAACCAGCCGUUUUGGGUUGUGUUAAAUGUGGGAACUUUCCUCCAUUAAUGUCCAAUCUUGAACUAACUGCUAAUAAAAUGGGAUUCUGUUUGUA
Arvicola amphibius (Eurasian water vole) is the source of this 7916-nucleotide messenger RNA. RefSeq names its product N-deacetylase and N-sulfotransferase 1 (gene Ndst1). The transcript has 15 exons. Bases 543 to 3191 code for a protein of 882 amino acids. NCBI's taxonomy places the organism in Eukaryota, Metazoa, Chordata, Mammalia, Rodentia, Cricetidae. The record is from RefSeq and is a predicted model, not a curated record. Gene Ontology annotation, molecular function: heparan sulfate N-sulfotransferase activity; deacetylase activity. Gene Ontology annotation, cellular component: Golgi apparatus.